AUGCCAAUCCUACAGAAAGAGACGACCAGAGACCGAGACAACCAAGUGCUGCCGAAGGUCCCGGUGCCCCCGCUGAAACAAACCCUGGACACGUACCUGAGAUGCGUCCAGCACCUGGUGAAAGAGGAGCAGUUCAAGAGAACCAAGGCCAUGGUGGAGAAGUUCGGGGCUCCUGGGGGAGUCGGAGAGCAGAUCCAGAAGAAGCUUUUAGAGAGGAGGGACAAGACGACCAACUGGGUCUAUGACUACUGGCUGGAAGACAUGUACCUGAACAACAGGUUGGCUCUGCCAGUCAACUCCAGUCCCGUCAUGGUGUUUCCCAAGCAGACGUUCAGAGAUCAGAAAGACGCUCUCAGAUUCGCGGCUCAACUCAUCAGAGGCGCGUUGGACUACAAGCGACUCAUCGAUGAGCGAGCGCUGCCGGUGGAGUCCGCUCGAGGCCAGUUAGCCGGAACCCCCCUGUGCAUGGAGCAGUACUACCGCCUCUUCACCUCCUACCGCUACCCGGGGCUGAAGACAGACACGCUGAAGGUGCAGACCAACGCAGCCUCCUCCUCGGCGCCAGAGCACAUCAUUGUGGCGUGCAAGAACCAGUUUUUUGUGUUGGAUGUCGUCGCUAACGGCAAGCAGCUCAGCGAGAUGGAGAUUUUAUCCCAACUGGAGAAGAUCAUGAAAAUGGCAGAAAACGCUGAAGAGAGACUUCCUCCUUUCGGAAUCCUGACAUCUGAUGGGAGAACGGAAUGGGCCCAAGCCAGAGAUGCACUGACAAAAGACCAAACCAACAGGGACUCUCUGGCUCUGAUCGAGAGCUGCCUGUGCGUGGUGUGCCUGGACGAGCCCAGCGGCCUGGUGCAGAGUGACACCAACAGGGCCCUGCUGAUGCUGCACGGGGGCGGCCGCGAGAAGAACGGGGCAAACCGCUGGUACGACAAGUCAAUGCAGUUUGUCGUAGGAAUGGACGGGACGUGCGGGGUCGUGUGUGACCAUUCGCCAUUCGAGGGGAUAGUUCUGGUGCAGUGCUCUGAAUACCUGAUGAAAUAUGUUAUUGGGAGUCCGUACAAGAUGGCGAGGCCUUUCAGCAUCAGAGAGCUCCCGCCUCCGAGGAGACUCCUCUGGAAAUGCAGCCCCCACAUCCAGGGAGUCCUCGCGGCAUCUGGAGAAAGACUCCAGAGGCUGGUGAAUAAUCUUGACAUGGACGUUUUCAAGUUCACAGCUUAUGGAAAAGAAUUCAUCAAAAAGCAGAAUAUGAGUCCAGAUGCGUUAAUACAAGUUUCCUUACAACUUGCAUUUUACAAAUGCAGAGGACGGCUCGUGUCCACAUACGAGAGCGCGUCCAUCCGGCGUUUCCAGGAAGGUCGGGUGGACAACAUUCGCUCUGCCACCCCCGAGGUCCUGGCCUUCGUGAAGUCCAUGACAGACGAGAGGGUCACUUUCUCCGACUCGGAAAAAAUGAAACGAUUGAGGGAUGCAAUUAAGGCCCAGACAAAUUAUACGAUUGCAGCGAUUACAGGCAUGGCUAUAGACAAUCAUUUCCUCGGGCUCCUGAGAAUCUCAAGGGAGAUGAACAUGGAAAAGCCGGAGAUCUUCUGUGACGAGACAUAUGUGGCCAGCAACCACUUCAUCCUCUCCACCAGUCAGGUUCCGACCACAGUGGAGAUGUUCUGUUGCUACGGCCCCGUGGUGCCCAACGGCUAUGGCGCCUGCUACAACCCGCAGUCAGACCACAUCAUCUUCUGCGUGUCUAGUUUCUGGGAGAACACAGAGACGAGCUCUGCGGUUUUCGUCAAAGCCCUGAACGAGGGCCUGCUGGAAAUCAGGGACCUGUGCAAUAGAGGAAGCGCCGCGGCGGCCAAACCGGGAGAAAGCAGCCAAGGAGCCGGCCGGCCUCAUAAAUCAGGGAAGUAA
This is a messenger RNA of Pleuronectes platessa (European plaice), 1905 nucleotides long. RefSeq names its product choline O-acetyltransferase-like. The transcript is spliced from 14 exons. Gene Ontology annotation, cellular component: cytoplasm; neuron projection. Gene Ontology annotation, molecular function: choline O-acetyltransferase activity. The record is from RefSeq and is a predicted model, not a curated record. Gene Ontology annotation, biological process: neuromuscular synaptic transmission; acetylcholine biosynthetic process. NCBI's taxonomy places the organism in Eukaryota, Metazoa, Chordata, Actinopteri, Pleuronectiformes, Pleuronectidae. Bases 1 to 1905 code for a protein of 634 amino acids.